Molecule: messenger RNA, 4707 nt
Organism: Corythoichthys intestinalis (scribbled pipefish)
Lineage: Eukaryota; Metazoa; Chordata; Actinopteri; Syngnathiformes; Syngnathidae
Gene: cpsf1
Product: cleavage and polyadenylation specific factor 1
Exons: 38
Coding region: 167-4567 (1466 amino acids)
Cellular component (GO): nucleus; mRNA cleavage and polyadenylation specificity factor complex
Molecular function (GO): nucleic acid binding; protein binding
Source: RefSeq, a predicted model, not a curated record
GAAGACAGAAGCCGCAGCAUUAUAACAUAGCAAGGAAUUCAUCAUAUUUGCCCAUUAUACAGUUAUUAACUUUUCCAAGGGAGGGAUGUCGAAUGAAAAAAAGAAUAGCGGAUCUUCCCCUUUCUGAGAGUGUGCACGGUGUAGACUCUGAGGGCAGCCUGCCAUCAUGUACGCUGUACACAGGCAGGCCCACACGCCCACCGCUGUGGAGUUCUCGGUCUACUGCAACUUCAUUUCCGGCAAGGAGAAGAAUCUAGUUGUAGCGGGGACAUCGCAGCUUUUUGUCUACAGGAUUAUCCAUGAUGUCGAGAGUACGUCAAAAUCUGAAAAGUCUUCAGAUGCCAAAGCUCGCAAGGAGAAGCUGGAACAGGUGGCCUGCUUUUCGCUCUUUGGUAACAUAAUGUCCAUGGCCAGCGUGCAGCUCAUAGGAUCCAGCAGGGAUGCAUUACUACUCAGUUUUAAAGAUGCUAAGCUGUCUGUCGUGGAGUAUGACCCGGGUACACAUGACCUGAAGACCUUGUCUCUUCACUACUUUGAAGAGCCAGAGCUCAGAGAUGGUUUCGUACAGAACGUCCACAUUCCCAUUGUUCGCGUGGAUCCGGAAAAUCGCUGCGCUGUUAUGCUGAUCUAUGGCACCAAGCUGGUGGUGCUUCCUUUCCGUAAAGACACACUGGCUGACGAGCAGGAGGGUGGAGUGGGAGAUGGACCCAAAUCAAGCUUCCUACCAAGUUACAUCAUCGACGUUCGGGAGCUGGAUGAGAAGCUGCUCAACAUCAUUGACAUGAAGUUUCUCCACGGCUACUAUGAGCCCACUUUGCUCAUCCUGUUUGAGCCUAACCAAACAUGGCCCGGGCGUGUCGCCGUGCGACAGGACACAUGCAGCAUUGUCGCCAUCUCUCUGAACAUCAUGCAAAAGGUUCACCCGGUCAUCUGGUCACUCAUGAACCUUCCAUUUGACUGUACGCAGGUUAUGGCGGUUCCCAAGCCCAUUGGUGGCGUGGUGGUUUUUGCGGUGAACUCGCUGCUAUAUCUAAACCAGAGUGUUCCACCGUAUGGAGUUUCCCUUAAUUCCCAAACAAACGGAACCACGGCAUUCCCUCUACGCAUACAAGAGGAGGUAAAGAUCACCCUGGACUGUGCCCAGGCUGACUUUAUUGCCAAUGACAAGAUGGUCAUCUCUUUAAAAGGAGGAGAAAUUUAUGUGUUGACCCUCAUCACUGAUGGCAUGAGGAGCGUGCGGGACUUUCAUUUUGACAAAGCAGCAGCCAGCGUCCUGACAACUUGUAUGGUCACUAUGGAGCUUGGCUUCCUCUUCCUGGGCUCCCGCCUGGGCAACUCACUGCUGCUUAAGUACACAGAGAAGCUUCAGGAGGUGCUUCCAGACGAGGUCAAAGAAAAACAGGACAAAGAGACAGAGAAAGACAAGGAGGAGCCACCAAGCAAAAAGAAAAGAGUAGAGUCCUCCACCAACUGGACUGAUGAGGUGGAUGAGAUCGAAGUGUAUGGAAGCGAGGCGCAGUCGGGCACGCAGCUUGCAACGUACUCCUUUGAGGUGUGUGACAGCAUACUGAACAUUGGGCCGUGUGCUAACGCUUCCAUGGGUGAACCUGCAUUCUUAUCAGAAGAGUUCCAGGCCAACACGGAACCUGACCUGGAAGUUGUCGUGUGCUCUGGCUUCGGAAAAAACGGGGCGUUGUCUGUACUUCAGAGGAGCAUCAGACCCCAAGUUGUCACUACGUUCGAGUUGCCAGGUUGCCAUGACAUGUGGACCGUGAUAUCAAGUGAGGUGAAGGAAAAGAUAGGGAUUAGUGAGGGGUCAAAUGAUGGGGGUGAGAAUGAAAAGCCUGAGGAUAAGGAAGAAGAAGAAAAGGAUAAAGAGGAGGGGAAAAAGGAGGAAGAGGAGAAAAAGGAUCAACCUCUAGAGGAUGACGCCAAGAAGCAUGGGUUCCUCAUUUUGAGCCGAGAGGAUUCCACUAUGAUUCUGCAGACAGGACAAGAGAUAAUGGAGCUGGACACGAGUGGUUUUGCCACUCAAGGAACUACAGUCUUUGCGGGGAACAUCGGUGACAACAAAUACAUUAUCCAGGUCUCCCCCAUGGGCAUCAGACUGCUGGAAGGAGUGAGUCAACUCCACUUCAUCCCAGUGGACCUUGGCUCUCCCAUAGUGCAUUGCUCCGUGGCGGACCCCUACGUGGUCAUCAUGACCGCCGAGGGAGUGGUCACCAUGUUUCUGCUGAAGACAGACUCGUACAUGGGGAAGACGCAGAGACUCUCUCUAAGGAAACCUCAGAUUUCCACACAAUCACGGGUGAUAGCGCUUUGCGCGUACCGAGACGUCAGCGGAAUGUUCACCACAGAGAACAGAGUGAGCUGUGCUGUUAUGGAGGAUAUAAACAUGCAGAAUAAGUCUGAAGUGGAGACGGUCAUCCAGGAUCUCAGUAAUACAGUGGAUGAUGAGGAGGAAAUGCUGUAUGGAGACUCGGGCACAAGUACAGCACCCCUAAAGGAUGAUCUGAAUCGCACUCCAGUACAAGUGGGCCCCUCUGGAAAUGAGGCUAACCCAGUUAAAGCUGAUCCCACCCACUGGUGUAUGCUGGUCCGGGAAAAUGGUGUCAUGGAGAUUUACCAGCUCCCAGAGUGGCGAUUAGUAUUCCUGGUUAAGAACUUCCCUGUCGGUCAGAGAGUGCUAGUGGACAGCAGCUCUGGCCAAUCAGCAUCACAGGGAGAGGGGAAGAAGGAGGAAGUGACGCGUCAGGGAGACAUGCCAUUAGUCAAGGAGGUGACUUUGGUGUCGCUCGGGAAUAAUCGCAGCCGACCGUAUUUACUUGUCCACGUGGAACAGGAGCUUCUCAUCUAUGAAGCCUUCCCCUAUGAUCAGCAGCAACCGCAAAAUAACCUCAAAGUGCGCUUUAAAAAAGUUCCUCACAACAUCAACUUCCGAGAGAAGAAAUCCAAACUUAAGAGGGAUAAGAAGGCGGAAGGAGGAGUCGGCGAUGACACGACUGUCAAAAGUCGAAUUGCGAGGUUUAGAUACUUCGAGGACAUCUCUGGAUACUCCGGGGUGUUCAUCUGCGGACCCUCUCCUCACUGGAUGUUGGUCACGGCUCGGGGUGCCUUGAGACUCCACCCCAUGUCCAUUGAUGGCACUAUUGAGUCCUUCUCCCCAUUCCACAAUAUCAACUGUCCUAAAGGUUUUCUGUACUUCAACAAGCAGGGGGAGCUGAGAAUCAGUGUCCUGCCCACCUACUUAUCCUAUGACGCCCCGUGGCCAGUGAGAAAGAUCCCACUGAGGUGCACCGUCCACUAUGUCUCAUACCAUGUGGAGACUAAGGUAUAUGCGGUGUGUACCAGUGUGAAAGAGCCAUGUACACGCAUCCCUAGGAUGACAGGAGAGGAGAAGGAGUAUGAACUCAUCGAAGGAGACGAACGCUACAUUAACCCGCAGCAGGAGAGGUUUUCUAUCCAGCUCAUCUCGCCGGUCAGUUGGGAGGCCAUUCCCAACACACGGGUUGAUUUGGAGGAGUUUGAACACGUGACUUGCAUGAAGACAGUGGCGCUCCGGAGUCAGGAGACUGUGUCGGGCCUGAAAGGCUACAUUGCCGCCGGGACCUGUGUCAUGCAGGGGGAGGAGGUCACCUGCAGGGGCAGAAUUUUGAUCCUGGAUGUAAUUGAAGUUGUGCCCGAACCGGGUCAACCCCUCACAAAGAACAAGUUUAAAAUGCUCUACGAGAAGGAGCAGAAAGGACCCGUGACAGCACUAUGUCACUGUAACGGAUAUUUGGUGUCAGCCAUUGGACAAAAGAUUUUCCUGUGGGUCCUAAAAGACAAUGACCUGACAGGCAUGGCUUUUAUCGACACUCAGCUCUACAUCCAUCAGAUGUUCAGCAUCAAGAAUUUUAUCUUGGCUGCCGACCUGAUGAAGAGCAUCUCACUGCUGCGCUACCAGGAGAAGAGCAAGACUCUUUCACUUGUUAGCAGGGAUGCUAAGCCCUUGGAGGUUUACAGCAUUGAGUUCAUGGUGGAUAAUAACCAGCUUGGAUUUCUGGUGUCGGAUCGUGACAAGAACCUCUACGUCUAUAUGUAUUUACCUGAAGCUAAGGAGAGCUUGGGAGGAAUGCGUCUGCUCAGGCGAGCCGACUUCAACGUGGGCGCCCACGUGAACACGUUUUGGCGAAUGCCGUGCAGAGGAACGAUGGAUACAAGCAGCAAAAAGGCUCUGACGUGGGACAACAAGCACAUCACAUGGUUCGCAACACUGGACGGAGGCAUCGGGUUGCUUCUCCCCAUGCAGGAGAAGACGUAUCGUCGACUUCUCAUGUUGCAGAAUGCACUCAACACCGUGAUGCCUCAUCACGCUGGUCUAAACCCAAAAGCUUUCAGGAUGAUGCACUUUGAACGACGAGGCCUACAGAAUGCCGUGCGAAACAUUUUGGAUGGGGAACUUCUCAAUAAGUUCUUAUAUCUCAGCAUGAUGGAGCGCAGCGAGCUUGCUAAAAAGAUCGGUACCACUCAAGACAUCAUUUUGGAUGACCUUCAAGAAAUCGACAGAGUAACAGCUCAUUUCUAAGAGCCACAUUCCCGUGUUUUAUCCACUUGAUGUUGUUUUUUACCGGAUGGAGAAAAUCUUUUGAUCAUGGCCAAUUUUGAUUGUUUUUCUAGCUAUUCAAGAGUUGUUUUUGUUAAAAAAAAAAAAAAAAGUCAGUAAAA